Messenger RNA from Rosa rugosa (rugosa rose), 4997 nucleotides. Its product is annotated as protein FAR1-RELATED SEQUENCE 5-like. The record is from RefSeq and is a predicted model, not a curated record. Gene Ontology annotation, molecular function: zinc ion binding. The transcript is spliced from 6 exons. Bases 1951 to 4191 code for a protein of 746 amino acids. NCBI's taxonomy places the organism in Eukaryota, Viridiplantae, Streptophyta, Magnoliopsida, Rosales, Rosaceae. Gene Ontology annotation, biological process: regulation of DNA-templated transcription.
CUUAUACUUCUCUCGACGUGUCACAUACUCUCUCCUUCAGACGAAGUCCUUCUCCUUCUUCUAAAAAAAAGUACUCUCUCCUUCUCCAGUUUUUUCUUCUUCUUCUUCCUCCUCUUUACUUCUUCGGAUCUUCCUCUUCUGCUAGACGAGAGACGACCUCGCCAUCUAAUCCUCACAUUCGCUCUUCUUCAAGACCCUCCAAUCUCAAGGCUUCGACCUCGAUUUGAAGCUCGUCGGCGAUCCCAAGAUCGGGUUACAGAGAUAUGGCCAGUACACCUAUGACGCCUCGAUUUCAAGCUCGCCGACGAUUGCAAGAUCGGGUUUUUGCAGAAGAUACGGACCUAAUUCUCAAAUCUGUAGUUUCUCUCUGAAAUUUCAGAUUCCGAUCACCACCCAAAUUCAAGAUUUGAGGGAAAUGGUGGCCAUUAUUUACAGAAACAAGAAACAGGGGAAAGUGGGUUCAGCACGGAAGUACAAGCAUAGCUGUGUUUCUGGGUAUCAACGCAUGAUUUGUACAUAUCCAGAAGAAGAAGACGAAUAAGAAGAAGAAGGAAAAGGAAAGCGAGAAGAAACAAUGGUGAGAUAGGAUGGGAUCUUUGGCCGUCUAGAAACAAUGACGGAGACCCAGUUUUUCAAAGUCUGAUAAGGAUUGCAUUGACAAGUAUGUGUCUGCUCCCUAAAAGACAGAAAAAGUAAUUUCCCUUUCCAGUCCUUGAUCAAUAUUCAAUAUUCCGAUCCUGACUUGGACCUACCUAAAGAAGGGGAUCCAUGGUUUCAGUUUGAGUUACAAUUCCUCAAUUCCUCAUAGAAUCAGUAGAGAUAUUGCAGUACCGUAAAUUCUUGUUCUUGGUUUUCUUGAUUGAAGAAGGUGCCUUUGAAGUGAAUUGCAUAAAACAAGUAUUUGGGCCCGAAAGCCCGGCCCGAAAUGAAAUGGGCCGGUCCCUGUUGAUUGCAAAACGGGCUUUGGGCCCGAACAGUAAAAAACGGGCCGAUCUCGGGCCCAGCAAAAUUUUAGUUUAACCCGACCCGUGCCCAGCCCUACUCAAAUCCAUGAACCAAACAUGACCUAAGUUCUGUAUGAUCGCAUCCUAGACUCCAAUGUACCGUUGCAAACAUCAUGAUUCAAAAAACGGUUUUCAGGUUUAAACAUUUUACUAUUUCAUGAAAAUCAGUGACCAAUCAGAAAAUACCACGUCAUUCACAAACCGUUACAUCAAAGCUGAGUGGUCAAACCAUAAUUGGCUCACAGAACUGGCGGGGGACCACAUCGGCUGUAUCCACACGUGUCACACCAACCCCGACCGAAUUUUCACAGCUGAGCAGCAUAUGGGAAUCAAAUUUGCUCACCAUGGGGUUAAUGGUGGUGAUACCACCAGCCAAUCAAAAUCUGCCAUGUAUGUUACCUCAUAACCAUAGGUUAACUAUGGUUAACCUUUAAUAAUAUAAAACUAAUUUCCAGAUUAUUCAUUAAAUAAUCACACACUAAACCUUUUUGUCUUCUACUUGCUCUGACUUUUCUUUUUCUGCUACCAAUGUCUUCUACGGUUCUACCAUCAUCUUCUUUAUUUCUUUUUUCUCCAGUCCACUCUCCUCUCACAGACGUUAAGUUCUUCAUCUUCUUUUUUUUUUUUUUUUUGGCUGAUUGGUUCUUCAUCUUCUGCAUAACCUAGAAUUGAAAACGGUAAGCUACUAUGCUCUCCACCUAUAUUUUGUUUUAUUUGUACUUGUCUUUACACUGUAGCACUUUCUUUCUCUCAACCUUUCUAUCCGCCUGAACCUGUUUUAUCCAGAAAAAUUGAUAAUCAUUUAUUCAAAAAAAGAAAAGAAAAAGUGAUGAUCAUUUGAUUGUUUUUGGAAAUAAACGUAAUCCAUAAACGUAUUGACAUAAUUGUUUUAGUUAGAUUGACAGAGUGCAUAGUAAUUGGGACACAAGCCUACACCACCAAAUUCAUGGAAAAUAAAGACGAUGAAUCUUGUUAUCAGCAUUGUAGUAACACUGAGAAUGAGCAAAGAGGAUGUGAAGAUGAUGCAAUUGAUGGUGAGACUAAUGAGGAACCUGAAUAUGAUACUCAAGAGGCCAGUAGCGAUACUCAAGUGCCCAGUGAUGAUGAACACGUGGAUUCUGGUUUAGAAGGUUUAUGUAUCUUGGAUGGUAAGAAGCAAGCAGGAGGUGAGAAUAUCCCAGUUCUUGGUAUGAGUUUUGAAAGUGAUCAAGAUGCAUAUGACUAUUAUAAUUCAUAUGCUAGAGUUGUUGGGUUUAGCGUGCGAAGGCUGAGAAGCAACAAAUAUAAGCAUACUAAUGUGACAUGGAAAAGAGAAUUUUGUUGCUCUUGUGAAGGAUUCUAUACAAAAAAGAACACUCCAGAGAAGAAAAGAGAAGAAAGAAGAUUCGGAUGUAAGGCAAUGCUUCAGAUCAAACUAAAUGAAGAUGGGAAAUUUGUUGUCACAAAGUUUGAAGCUGAGCAUACCCAUGAUCUUGUUCCUGAAUCAAGUUCACAUGUCUUAAGGUCACAAAGAACCAUAGAACCUUCUCAAGGUGGUUUGAUGAAUCAAAUGCACUUUGCAGGGUUCAAACCAUCACAGAUCUUUUCAUACCUGACCGUCGAAGCAGGAGGACCGGAAAAUCUAAAUUUCCUUCAGACCGAUUGCAAUAACUUCAUUCAAAGAAGGCGGGCAAAGUUUUUGAAAAAAGGUGAUGCUCAAUGUUUGCUUGAUUACUUUAAGAAGAAGCAAAUGGAGGAUAAGUCAUUUUUUUAUGCAAUUCGAACAAACAUUGACAAUGAAAUAUGUGGUUGUUUUUUUUGUGAUGGAAAAUCAAGGAGUGAUUAUGCUAUAUUUGGUGAUGCGGUUGUCUUUGAUACAACCUUCAAAACCAACAAGUACGACAUGGUUUGUGCUCCAAUUGUUGGAGUUAAUCAUCAUGGUCAAACAAUUCUAUUUGGCUGUGGGUUAUUAGAUGGGGAGACCACAGAUGCAUGCAAAUGGUUCUUUGAUGUUUUCCUACAAGCUAUGGGAGGAAAAAAACCAAAGACAAUAUUUACAGAUCAAGCUGCAUCGAUUGCUAGUGCAAUUAGGGAAGUACUACCUAAUUCUCACCAUCGUCUUUGUUUGUGGCACAUAUAUCAAAAUGCUGCAAAACACUUGAGUCAAGUCUUUACGAAGUUCUCCACAUUUUCACAAGCUUUCAAAAGUUGCAUAUAUGAUCCAGAGAGUGUUGAAGAGUUUGAAUCAAGUUGGAAAGAUCUACUUGAUUAUUAUGAUUUGAAAGAAAAUGAGUGGCUAAAAGACUUGUAUAACUUGCGUGAGAAGUGGGCACAAAUUUAUGGCCGAUGCAACUUUUGUGCAGGUAUGACAACAACUCAGAGAAGUGAAAGUAUAAACAAGACUUUGAAAAAGUUCUUUUAUAAGAACCUUAUUCUUUGUGAGUGGGUGGUACACUAUGAGCGUGCUUUAGUUGAUCGAAGAGAAAAGGAGAGGCUCGCGGAAGUUGCAACUACGCAAAGAAAGCGAAAACUUCUGUCUAAUUGGAAAGUGGAGGUUGAAGCAACAAAGAUGUACACAAAAGCGAGUUUCAAUUGUUUUCAAGAAGAGUUUCGAAAAUGUUUGGACUUGGUACUGGAAUUAGAGAGUGAUGACGGGAGAAUAGAAACAUAUGUGGUUCAAAGACCAGGGAAUCCAAACUUGAGAAGGUCAGUCAUCUAUUCCCCUUCAAAUCAGUCAGUUAAUUGUAGUUGUAAGAGAUUUCAGUUUGAAGGGAUUCUUUGUGCACAUGCAUUAAAAUUAUUCCGUGAGUUAGGCUUGUCAACAUUACCAUCCAAGUACUACUUAAAAAGAUGGAGACGAGAUGCUAGACAAGGAGUUGAUCUUGAAUGUUAUGGGGAAGCAAAUUUUAGUGAUCGGAGCGCAUCUUCUGCACUCCAAUAUAGUCACUUGUCUCAUAUAGCACAAAGAAUUGUAGCAAAAGGUGCAAAGGAUAAGCAAUCAUCCACCUUGGUGGAGUCUAAAUUGCUGGAGUUGGAGGCAGAAUUGGAUGGCAAUUUAUCCAUUGGACAAGAACAUGAAACAAAUGGUGAUAUAGAUUCAGACGAUCAAGUGAAUGAAAAUAAUGCAAAUCUGGUUUUGCGUGAUCCAAAAGUUAAGAGGCGUAGAAGGAGUGGCAAAGGUAAGAGAAAUAAUCCUUAUGGAAUCUAAGAAGCAAUCAAAAACGAGAUCUUCAUCAGUGCGGCAAGAACAAGAGGAUGGUCCAGUACCCCUUAAAGAACAAAAUGUCUCUGUAUCAAAGAAAAGGAAAGCUCCAUCUAAAAGAAAAGAUUCUCAGGAACCCAGCUCAUAUGAACAUGAGAAGACUGGCCCUUCAAAAUCAUAUGAACAUGUUCAGGGAUCAAUUAGAUUGGUUAAUCAAAAUCAAUCAAAUAUGCCCUUCAUACAUCCUGGAUUUCCAACAACUUUUGGUGCUCAAGGCAUUCCCUCGCAUUAUCCUUAUGGAUUUCCACCAACAACUUCUAGUGUACAAGCAAUGCCUAAUCAAUCACAUGACAUUCCCUCGAAUUAUCCUUAUGGAUUUCCACCAACAACUUCUAUUGUUCAUGCAAUUCCAAGUCAAUCACUUGGUUACCAACCUAUUCGUCCAAUGUUUGAUUAUUCACUUAUGUAUUCACAGGCUAUCAUCCAACCAAGACCUCAAGGACCAGCUCACCAACUGAAUUUUCCAGAUCCAUCGACAUCUUAAGCACCAAUAUUGCAGCUAGCUAGAAUUGAAAAGAAAAGAAGUUUUGAAGCCAUUUUAUGAGUAGCUGGUCUGUUUUUUUUAUUUGUAGUCUGUCUAUUGCUUCUAUCAAACUAUUAAAGUGAUAGAGGAAUUUAUGUAGAAGUGAAUGUACAUUCAACUUGGAUGUUUUCUUAAUUUCAUUUAUCAAGCUACCUAUUUCAUUUUGAUCUGGCAAGUUAUCAUUUUUGAUGAAUAAUAAUUGAAAAGAACAAAUGUUGUUUUUAUGUUA